This is a messenger RNA of Paraglomus occultum, 930 nucleotides long. NCBI's taxonomy places the organism in Eukaryota, Fungi, Glomeromycota, Glomeromycetes, Paraglomerales, Paraglomeraceae. The record is from the annotation of a GenBank genome assembly.
AUGGUGCAAACUAACACGGAAGUUCCAUCUAACGAGACGUCUUUCGGGCCAGAUACAAAAUGCAUAGUCAAAGUCCCCAAACCAUACUAUUUAGAGAAUAACAAUCCGAGACGCAUGCUGCUUAAUCGUGUUGCUGGAGCCCGGCUGUGGAACUUGGCGAGCUGGUGCACAAGCGUGUCUUGCGUAAUAAUUGCAAAGCUUUUUCUGAACUUUUGCACAAAGUCGGCUGUCGUUCAUAAUGAGGAACCUUUUGUCCGUAUUUUACUGGAUCCUAAUCGAACUAGGCCCAUAUUGACGGAUUACAUGCCUUGUACUACGGAAGUAAUAAUGGCACGAGCUGAUUUUCCAUUCCUUAGAGUCGAUGAUCCGUUGUUGUGGGGAAGCCUACCAAUGUCAGUUUACAAGAGUUUACGAACAAUUCGUUGGACACUUGGUGCGCAGGAAAUUUGUUUUACCAACCCAGCACUUUCUUAUUUCUUUUCGCUCGGCCGCGUUGUUCCCACAGUGCGAGGGGCAGGCAUACACCAACCAGCCAUGAAUUAUGCAUUGGAUAGGCUUAAUGAUGGUGAAUGGGUACAUAUUUUCCCAGAAGGAAAAGUCAAUCAAACUGCUAGCUUGAUACGAUUUAAAUGGGGAAUUGGGCGAUUACUGAUGGAGACGCAUAAUUUACCCAUAGUUGUACCAUUAUGGCACAAAGGUCUCGAGGAUGUUAUGCCCGAAGAAAGAGAUAAUCCGUUUAUUCCGCUUAUUGGUAAAGAUAUAAAAAUUUUGUUUGGUGACCCAAUAGACUUGAAAGAACUUCUCGCGGAACUACAGGAAGUAGACGAAACAACCACUCGGAUUCGAAUUACCGAUAUAAUUUUCCGUGCCAUGGAUGAAUUGCAAAGGAAGGCCUGCGCAAUCGAGGUUGAGGAAUCGAAAACUAGAUAA